AUGAUUCAAUAUAUAGAACAUUUCCAUAAGGUUAUAGAUUUUUUAAAUCUAUAUGAACAACUCAUUGAUUGUCAUUUAGUUGACUUUAUUAAUGAAAAAUUAUGGGACAAAUGUUUACCAGAAUUAUUAAAAUUAGAACUUGAGAAUGUUAAAACAAUCAAUGAUAUUUGGAAGGAAAAUGAAACGGUUACUCGAUUAAACGAAUUUAUAAAAGUUACAAAGUUAUUGUCUUUGCAAGCAUGCCCAAUGAUAUUGGAUUUUAAAGAUAUUCCACAAUUUUUAAGUCUAGAUAAUGACAAAUGGAAAUUUAAUGAAAUAAAAAAUGAAGAUAAAGGAUUUAUGAGUAAAAAAAAGCUUCACGAGGUGGAAGCUCUUGGCCAUGUUGUUGGACAUAUAGCAAAUUCAACUAGAAGUUUAGUAAUAGAUGCUGGUGCUGGAAAAGCUUAUUUAUCAACGUAUUUAGCAGAAAAUUAUAGACUACCUGUACUUGCAAUUGAUUCAUCAGACUUAUGUCAUAAAGGAGCCAUUUAUAGAGCAGAAAAAAUGAAAAAAAUGGGAAAACAAACUUCAUCUUUGGUUAAAUAUGUAGUUACUAAAAUUGACGAUAACACAGAUUACAAUACAAUGGUAAACAUACAUUUUCCAAAUUGGAAUUUAAAAAGUAACUUGAUUCUAACUGGAUUACAUACAUGUGGAUCUUUAGCACAUUCUCUUAUGAAAGUCUUUCUACAGAAUGAUAACUUUAAAGUAAUUUGUGUUGUAUCAUGUUGUUAUCAUUUAGUAAACGAAUCAUUUACCAAAAGGAUUAACUUUUCGAGAAAUGCCAGAAUGUUGGCACAACAAUGUAUAGAACGAACAAAAGAAGCCAAAUCAUUGUCACCAUCAUUAUUCUACAGAGCAUUGUUACAAGUACUUUUACAUUCUAUGGGUUUAUAUGACGUAAGAAUAGGACGUGGGGGACCAUUGUGUGAUUUUCCAACUUAUGCAAAAUGGGCAUUAUUAAAAAUUGGAAUAGAUGCCAAAAAAAUACCAUCGACUGAAAUUUUAGAAGAAUUGUACCAGUCUCAUAUACAUUUUAAAUUAAAAUUGGAUCUUUUCCAAAUAUUACGUAUAUACAUAAGUCCGGUAUUAGAGGCAGCAAUUAUAUUAGACAGAGUAAUAUAUUUACAGAACAGUAAGCAAUGUUCGAAAACUGUUAUUCUACGCUUGUUUAAUCCUGUUUUAUCACCAAGACAAUAUGCCAUUGUUGCUAUAAAAUAAAUUUCUUUUAGAAACUAUCUUUGUAAAAUAAAAAUUAAACAAAUUGGUAGACAGCAAUAUAUAAAAGAAAUACUAUGGUUAUAUAAACGAGCAUUACUUUAUCAAAAAAUACAUAAUAUGUGAAAUUAA
This is a messenger RNA of Vespa crabro (European hornet), 1389 nucleotides long. RefSeq names its product probable methyltransferase-like protein 25. The transcript has 4 exons. NCBI's taxonomy places the organism in Eukaryota, Metazoa, Arthropoda, Insecta, Hymenoptera, Vespidae. The record is from RefSeq and is a predicted model, not a curated record. The coding region runs from base 1 to 1260 and encodes 419 amino acids.